Molecule: messenger RNA, 2055 nt
Organism: Gadus morhua (Atlantic cod)
Lineage: Eukaryota; Metazoa; Chordata; Actinopteri; Gadiformes; Gadidae
Gene: glrx5
Product: glutaredoxin 5 homolog (S. cerevisiae)
Exons: 2
Coding region: 143-619 (158 amino acids)
Cellular component (GO): mitochondrial matrix
Source: RefSeq, a predicted model, not a curated record
GUGACGGGUGACGCUUGCCUACGUUCGUAAGCAGGAGGACAUUGACUUUACUUAACCCUCGUCUCCUGCCGUGUGUGUUCGGCAACUAAUCAAAACAAACACCACCUGUAUCGUUACACCAACGUAUCGUCAAGCGGACAACAUGAACAACCUGAUCCGAGCGAGCGUCCGCUGUCUGCGGGCGGGCAGCACUGCGGGGUACCCGUCGAUGCGGCUCCCCGCUGGUCCGGUGUCGUUCACCGCUGCCCGGCUCCUGUGCGCCGCCACGGACAUGCAGCAGACCCUGGGGGAGAUGGUGAAGAAGGACAAGGUGGUGGUGUUCAUCAAGGGGACCCCCGCCCAGCCCAUGUGCGGUUUCAGUAAUGCGGUGGUGCAGAUCCUCCGGAUGCAUGGGGUGGACGACUACGCAGCGUACAACGUGCUUGACGACCAGGACCUCCGACAAGGCAUCAAGGAGUUCUCCAACUGGCCCACCAUCCCCCAGGUGUACCUCAACAGCGAGUUUGUGGGCGGCUGCGACAUCCUGCUGCAGAUGCACCAGAGCGGAGACCUGGUGGAGGAGCUCAACAAGAUGGGCAUCCGCUCGGCGCUGGUGGAGGCCGAGAAGGAGUCCAAGUAGCCCCGCCCCCCGCCGCCGACCCACCCGGACACUCAGAGGAACCGACUCCCAGACGAACCACGGCCACCACCUGACCGCCCGACCGGCCGCCGACCAGAGCCAAUCAGCACCCAUCUUUAUCUUAAUUUAGUUAUUUCCUGACGUGGGGAGGAAGGUACACUGAUUGGUUAGCAGGUUCCACCACUUAUCUUGAUGACGAGGGGGAGGGGGGCAUCCAACCAGGGGUCGGGGUGCCCGAACGCUGCCGUUGGUAACAUCCAAAGGUAAUAAGCGGCAGUGUCAAAUCCAACGCGAAUGCCAACUGCCACCGACCCCAGCCCCCUUUAGUAAGGAUAUGUUUACACCAGGUGGGGGUUGGUGGGGGUUUUACACCUGGUGUGUGUGCGUUGGAAACUUAACAACAAGCCCGGUGGAACCUUUUGGAGAAACGACCUACAAGUCUGAAUGACGGAGCAUUUGAAUACUAUUCCUGUCAGGGCCCUUCUCCCCCCUCGUCCCUAACCCCUCCUCCCCCCUCGUCCCUAACCCCUCCUCCCCCCUUGGCCCUCACCCCAUCUCCCCCCUUGGCCCUCACCCCUCCUCCCCCCUUGGCCCUCACCCCAUCUCCCCCCUUCCCUAGAAGGCUCUUGAUCCUGCUGUUUAUAGCACCACUUCCUGUUAGGGUUCAAACCCAGUGUGACGGCAGCCAGGAAGUGAUGUCACCGUCCCCGUCUUAUUUCUACUACACUAAACCAACGGGGAACGAUACUGUUCUGUUUAAACAGGGUCUUAUUCUUAUAUAUCGGGUUCAUUUCUUCGUUUUUUUUAAUCCCAGACAAAAGGAUUAUUUUUCUAGAUCAGCUCGGAUAUUUCCAUGAUAGUUUGCUUUUACAAGCAAUAGUAUCUUUGAAGAAGCAGAUUAGUACAUAAUAGCCAAUAGCGACACAGUAAAGUUUGCCAAUGGUUACAUCUGACGUAGUUAAAGGCGGGCUUUACUAUUCAUGCAUAACAAGUUCAUAUAAACCACUUGAUUGACAGCAGGGUGCAGCAAUGAUUACACUGUGUAUGCAAGCCAUGUUUGUUUGUAUCCUAUUAACCCUUUCCUCUCACCAACCGCAGUCAGUUGGUCAACUGUCUAAUGAAAUGGUCCAAACGCACCCUCAUCAUGUGUACACUCUCCGAAACUUAACAGUCUUCCACCUCCACCGUUUUGUUUCUCCUAGUUCAAAAUGGCGGUCUCGGAAAUGGACAAGACAACACCUUGGUGGUCUAUCUGUCUGUCCUGGUCUGUGGUCAGUUCUUUCUGUGUGAGCGCUGAAGCUCAGCGCGCUGCUUCACACUGUUGGUAUUUAAGUGACGCUUGUGGUGUGCACUGUAAGAUAAUUUAUAUUGAGAUAUUACGUGUAUUUCAGUGGCACAUUGAACUGUUUAUCAAUAAAAAAAAUAUUUUGCCAUGA